Messenger RNA from Suillus subaureus, 1886 nucleotides. Its product is annotated as laccase. The transcript has 12 exons. NCBI's taxonomy places the organism in Eukaryota, Fungi, Basidiomycota, Agaricomycetes, Boletales, Suillaceae. Bases 381 to 1886 code for a protein of 501 amino acids. The record is from RefSeq and is a predicted model, not a curated record. Gene Ontology annotation, molecular function: oxidoreductase activity; copper ion binding.
GACAUCCUACAGCGCAAUAUGCGGAAGAAAUGAAAGCGCAUUCAGGCACUCCGGUCAGUUGACAAGUCCCUGUUGGAUGCUACCCAGCUUGGAAGAACUCGUAUCGCUUAUGGGAAUUCUGAAGCUUAGUGCCUUUGCCAGGCGAUCAAAUCCUUCAUUCUACAAGUCCGCAACAUAUUCGAGUUGAUCGGCAAGGUGGGAAUCUGCUGAGACGUACUAGUAUUGGGAAUUACUGCCUCAUAGUCGAUUAUUUCGAUCCACGAAUCGGAAGAUAUGUAGGCCAACUCUUGGAUACAGAGGGUGAUACCAGGGGCACUACUUAAGCUGAGGGAUGCGUUGUGUCUCCCUCAUCUUUCUCCCAUUGACUUGAGCGUCGUGUCAUGUUCCAACUCUAUGUAUUCCUAUGCUUUCUGGCAAGCCUCCAGAGUCACGCCGCAACUAUUGGCCCAGUUUCUGACCUCGUCAUUGCCAAUGGCAAUGUAUCCCCAGACGGGUUCACCAGGACGGCAGUUCUUGCCUGCGGUACUCAUCCCGGGCCCACAAUCAUGGCUCAGAAGGGGGAUACGUUCAAGAUUAACGUCACGAACCAACUAAGUAACGAGUCAAUGCUAACGAGUACCAGUAUCCACUGGCAUGGACUAUUCCAACAUCAUAGUAACCAAAUGGAUGGCACAGCAUUUGUUACGCAAUGUCCGAUCAUUCCAGGACACUCUUUUUUAUAUGAGUUCAAUGCUGGCGACCAAGUAGGCACCUACUGGUACCACUCUCAUUAUGGAGUCCAAUACUGUGACGGUCUACGAGGUCCGCUGAUCAUCUACAAUCCAAACGACCCAUACCGUUCGUUGUACGAUAUUGAUGACGAGUCUAGCAUUAUCACGUUGAUGGACUGGUAUAACCUGCCAUCGCCUCAGGUACAGAGACAAGUGAUUCCCGACUCGGUGCUUAUUAACGGUGUCGGGCGUUAUAAUGGAGGGCCGGAUGUGCCUCUCGCCGUCAUCAAUGUUCAGCCACGAACACGAUAUCGUUUCCGCUUACUGAACAUGGCGUGCAAGUCCAACUACAUUUUCUCGAUUGAUGGCCAUAAUCUUACCAUAAUCGAGGUUGAUGGCCAAUACGUUGAGCCGCUCGUGGUAGACUUCAUUCAGAUCUAUGCUGCUCAACGAUAUUCCUUCAUUCUUGAGACAAACCAGCCUGUCGACAACUAUUGGGUGCAUGCCAAUCCCGAUUCAGGCACAAAUGCCACAGCUAUCUUACGAUAUGCAGGCUCUCCCAACGCAGAUCCCAAGAACAGGACAAUCUUGGACUUGGCAGCUCUAAAUGAGACUAGCCUACUCCCCCUAUCUCCGCCUUCAUCUCGUUUACUGCAGGAACCGGACGUCAAACUCGAUCUGAUUCUUGGGAAAAAUUUGACCAAUUUCAACUUCCUCAUCAAUGGCGUCCAGUACAUUUCUCCUAGUAUUCCUACCCUACUACAGUUACUGAGCGGUGCUAUGACGGCGACGGAUCUUGCACCCAACGGCUCCGUAUAUACUCUACCCCGGAAUAAGGUUAUCGAAAUUACGUUCAAUCCUGAUAAUUCUCCUGGGGGCCCUCAUCCAUUCCACUUGCAUGGGCACACCUUCGCUGUCAUCAGAAGUGCUGGAAGUAGCAGUUAUAACUAUGUCGACCCCGUCAUGCGUGAUACCGUGAACACCGGCAACACUGGUGAUCGUGUGACUAUCCGCUUCAUCACCAACAACCCUGGGCCUUGGCUGUUGCAUUGUCAUAUCGACUGGCAUCUAUACGCCCUGUCAAUAGUAAGCACCGAGCACUAUGAACUUGAGCCACUCUGUCCGAUAUACAAUAGCAUCCCUCAGCAAAAUUUCCCUCUCCCUCCCGUUGAUUGA